AAGUGCGGUAUUAACUAAAUAAUGUUCGUUCUACUUGAAAGUCGAUGUGUUUUAUCUAGCAAUCAAAUAAAUAAAUAUUAAUUUCUACAUCUGUUUAAUUCGGAUUAGUUAAUAGUGAAUAGUUCAUCAUGGGUGACUCCAAAUGCAGUCCAAACCGUGAUCCGAGGCUCCGAUCUUCGUCGGCGACCACUUGGGACAAUCAGGUAUCCCAAAACAAUCAAUUCAAUUCCCAGGUUCAGCCAGUGCAUACAGCCUACCAACACCUUCAUCAGAAUAAUAUGUACAACAAUCCGAAUCAGUAUGCUAAUCAGCAGCAGUACUACCCUGGUUAUGAUAACUAUAACUACAAUGCCUAUCAGUAUAAUCAGGCAGGUCAAGGGUACAUGAAUGCAAACACCCAGAAUACAACAGAGAAUUAUACUGGAACUGGAGGUUGGACCAGCGCAUACAACCAGGCAGCUCCUGCACCAACAACUGGAUCUAAUUUUAAUUAUCCACCAGAAAAACCAAAUAAAUCGGAAGCUGUAGCACAAGAGUUGGUUAAACAAAAGGAAAAUCUUUUAAAGGAGAGAGAAACUUAUAAAGAUAGAGUAGUUGAUUUGGGCAAGAAGCUGAAGAUGUUAGUGGAGCAAAAGGAUCAGUUAACUUCUAAACGGUCGCCCGACAGAGAUACGCUGUAUAUAAUUGAAGAAAAUACCAAAUUACAGCAAGAAAUCCAAAAUAAGAUUAAGGAUGCAACUAACGUGAUUGAAAUAUUAUCGGGAUCAAUUGGCGAUGGAGGUAAAACUUUAGAGAGCGACGGUUUAAUUAAAGAUUUAAAAAAUGACAAGGUGAAGGUCAAUUAUAAACAUUACGAUCCUGAAAUUCACUGGUGUCGGAUGUGUGACGUGUUCCCACAGUCGGCUCGCAAAUUGCUGAAUCAUUUGCACUCGAAAGGCCAUCAGGAGAUUGUUCAGGAAGAAAGUCCAUGGCAUAAGUUGCCACCAGAGCCGAAAUUUCCUGUAUACGAUGGUGCACCCAUCAGAAGAUUGCCCAUUAAAGGUCUUCAAUUUUUUGUCGCCUCUACUGCUUGGUAUUGCCGCCUGUGCGAUAUAUGGAUUGGAGAUCUGCACUGCGCAUCGGAACAUCUAAUGUCCAUUACUCAUACACAAAAUUACUCGAAUUUUGUUGAGCAAAAUCCGCAUUGGGAAAUUGAAUGGCUGAAAGACAGGGAAAAGGCAUUGGAGAGGAUCAAGCGUAAAGAAAAACAAGAUUCGGACUCCGAUGACAAGAAGAGAAGAAGGAAAAAGGAUAAAUAUUCUUCUUCCUUCAAGGACAAGAAGAAGAAGAAACGCAGUAAAAGAAGGAGGAAGCAUUCCAGUGAUUCGAGUAGCAGCUCUAGUUCUUCGUCCAGUUCUGGAGAGGAAGAAGACGACGACAAAUCAAAAUCAAUUCACGUAGCCAUGAGGAAUAAGAUUAAAUUGUUUUCUAAUAGUGAUGAUAAAUUAGAAAUUUUGGAUAAGUUGUUGCAAGAAGAGAAGCAACGACAGGUGACAGCCGCCAACGUUGUAUCUGAAGAUAAGCUUAUGAGCCAGUGGAUGACGGUCAGCGAACCACCAGACAAAGAUAAAAAGUUGCUGGAGAGUUUAAAGGAAAAAUUGAAACAAAAACAAGAUGCGGAAAAGGCAAAAGCCACCGCCGAGUAUGAAGCCAUGAAGCGUGUAAAGGAAAAAGAAGAAUUUGACAAGAAACAAGCGGAUAAGGCUAAGGCAGAAGCAAAGCAUCGCGAGGAAGAGGAGACGAAGAAACGAGAUAAAAUGAGUUUAAAAUUGAAAGAACAAUCUACGAAGGUGAAAGGAGGAAAACGUUCGUAUAGAUCGCACUCAAGGAGUCCUAGCAGAGAUAAAAGUCCGAGUCCGGAGAAAAAAUAUAACAGAAGAAAUUCUCACCGUCGGCCUUACGAGGAUUCCCAUCGUUAUGACGAUAAGGAUAAGAAAAAUAACUACAAGAAGUUUGGUUUUAUAGGCAAGAUGCCUCUAUUUAAGAAUCAAAGGGUUAAGAAGCCUGAGAGUGAUCGAAUCGAAAAAGAGAUUCAAAGGGAAGACUACGACGUCCCAAGAAAGACUCGCUUCCAGCCCGGAAAUUUAGCAAGAGCAUUUAUCCCAGAACCAGAGGUUGUCCUCUUUCCCAAACUAUCCUCUUAUCCACCGUUAGCACCGCCGCCUCCGCCAGCCAUCACGUCUGAAAUUCCUCCGGCUCCUCCAAACAUAAGCGUGCCCGCUCCGCCGCCGCCUCCAAAAAUUGAACAAGCAAUAACUGUUCCGGAAGUAGAGCCUGAGCCAGAAAUAGAUGAUACGAAAGAGGAAAUAGUUGAGGAGCAGGAGGAAGAGGAAAGCAAAGACGAUUAUGAUAUGUUAUAUGAAGAAUAUGGUAGUACAAGUGACUAUAAUCAAUUAUAUCAGCAUCGGCAACCUCAUUCAUAUGAUUUUAUGCAGGUACCAAAUGAUACUGAUCCUGACAAUAUCCCUAGAUCACAUACUAUGCCCUUACAACCUCCUCCAUUACCCCCAGAUGAUCCAAAUGAUCUUGCUAUGCUUGGAAUUAGUUCAGAUGAUAUGGCUGUACAACAAAUGUAUUGAAAUUUGAAGUGUAAAUAAACAUAUAAUUACAUUGCUUAAA
Nicrophorus vespilloides is the source of this 2658-nucleotide messenger RNA. RefSeq names its product zinc finger matrin-type protein CG9776. Bases 129 to 2618 code for a protein of 829 amino acids. The transcript has 9 exons. Lineage: Eukaryota; Metazoa; Arthropoda; Insecta; Coleoptera; Silphidae. Gene Ontology annotation, biological process: negative regulation of DNA-templated transcription; positive regulation of DNA-templated transcription. Gene Ontology annotation, cellular component: nucleoplasm. The record is from RefSeq and is a predicted model, not a curated record.